This is a messenger RNA of Sycon ciliatum, 3905 nucleotides long. Its product is annotated as outer dynein arm-docking complex subunit 2-like. The record is from RefSeq and is a predicted model, not a curated record. Lineage: Eukaryota; Metazoa; Porifera; Calcarea; Leucosolenida; Sycettidae. The transcript has a single exon. Bases 11 to 3157 code for a protein of 1048 amino acids. Gene Ontology annotation, molecular function: protein binding.
CACUAGCAUAAUGGGGCCGGGGCAUGUCAAUAUGGGAACGGGUUCCUCAUUACUUGGUGCACGGGAACGGGUACUUCCCGACCGUUUGCGCGCAGCACUGAAAAAGGACCCGAAGUCGGAGGAACUGGACAAGAAGUUCCGCCUGUGUCUUCUCCUCAACGCCAUGGAUGGAAGGUUGCUUGCAGUGCAUGGCAUAAAGAAGCAAGCACGGUUGACGCCAGAGCUGGUGGAUCGCGACUUGGAGAUGAUAAGAAUGUACUCCGGUAGAGGCCGACUGACAUCCAGCCUUGUCAUUAUUGAGUACUCGUCAGAGCUCAUGUUUGCAGACGGAACACGAGCACCCAUACGCCGUCAGCCCAAGGGAGACAUCUGUUUCCUAACCGUGAAUCCGCAUGAUGGUCCCGAGUUCUCUGUUGGCUGCAACGUUGAUGGCUUCUACUUUGCUAAGGAUCCAUCUCCAGAUGGUGCACCACCUCCUGUGGAUGACAUGACGGACAAUCUCCGUAGCCUGUUGAGGAUACACAGCAAGCACUUUUCACAGACUUUCGGACGAGAAGGGUUCAUGCAAGGCACUUAUGCUGGUACUCUGCUGGAUCGGGAGACGCUCAAACAGACAGAAAUCACCCGCGAAGUUCCAAAGCUGCGCAAGAGAAUGCUGCAUCAGCUGAUGAUGAGAACCACCCAGAACAUCCUGUUGGAUUCGAACAGCACGUUGGGACCAGCCUUCAGAGACGACGAGACGCUACGUCUGCCUCCCUCAUCUUUACUGCCAUCUCGGAAGGGUGCAAAGUCAGUCGUAAAAACCCAAAAGGGAAAACGAGUCAAGAUAAAACUGAAGGAGGAAAAGAGUCCCGCGAUAAGCACCAGCAGUCGAGUGAAGAACACAGAUAUGACGAUGACGCAGCAAGCCAGGCUACACGCCCAUCCACAAUCAAAAACAGCUGCCAAGAUCGAUGCAGAGCUGGAGCACGAGAGACGCGAGCAAGAGGAGAGCAAAGAGCCUGGACAGGCUAUGUGCGGCAAGGGUAUGGGGAUCGCUAAGUUCCAGCUGCACAUGGACCAGGCCAUGAGUGCAGGAGCAGCAGGAGCGGGAGCUGAAGAAGAGAACGACGAACAACAGGGUGCAGCUGGUGGUGGCACUCGGCGGCCGCACUCCAGAAAGCAAAAGAACCGCGUUCCGCCAAUCCCCUUGGAUCCGGACUACGCCAGCGGUGACAGCUCUGCAGGUGAAGACGAGGAGAGUGACAAUGCAGAGCUGAACAGAAUCAUGGGAGACGAUCGGUUUGAAGGCCUUCCGACCGAUUACUGGACUGUCACCAAGCUGAUCAAAGACAUCAAGAGGGGAAAUACGAAUGCAACAGUCAUCAUCCUGUGCUUGAUAGCCGAUUUUGGUUUAACCAGUGAUUCCUGUCUGCUGGCGUUCAAAGACAGCGGUGCUAUGGAGCUGCUCGUCAAUCUGCUGGCUGCCGAUGAUGAUGAGAUAAAAAUCGGUUCACUCAGGAUCUUGAAGGAGAUUGCCAGACGCUCGCACACGCGACGGGUCAUCACGGAGUCCAGGGGCAUUGGACUGUUAGCGAACUGCAUCCCUCACCUUAGCCCUCUGAUUAUGUCUAUGGCAGCCGGGACUCUGGCCAGGGUUGCUGCAUCUGCUAAUGCACGCAGACAGUUGCGCCGCUACGGCGCUAUUGACAAGUUCACUGGCCUCCUGCGGCAUGAACAACUGGAAGUGAAAAAGGCUGGUGCCCUCGGCCUAUGGAGAUGUAGCUUGGCCACUAAGAACAAGUCGGCGAUCUUUCACGCCAAGACAUUCUCUAUCUUUGGUACACUACUGAGUGCGGAUCAAGAUGAGGACUUGCUCGUGCCAGUGGUUGGCACAAUCCAGGAGUGCACUAUACAAGCGCGCUUCCAGCUGCUGAUGCGCACGGAGGGCAUGGUGCCAGCGCUGGUCCAGUUGUUCAAUAGCUCCAAUCUGGAAUUGCGAGACAUGGCUGCCAGUGCCGUCUUCAGGGCCGGCGAGCAGGAUGACGUCCGCCAGCAAGUGAGAGAGCACGGCGGCUUGCCACCGCUUACAACGAUGCUGGCCUCCGCUAAGACGCCACAGAUGGUGGAGUUUGUCACCGGCGCACUGUACCAGUGUUGUCACGACCGGGAGAGCAUCAGCAUACUGCGAGACUGUAGAGCGACGGACUAUUUGGCGGGUCUUAUCGGACAGGAGACCGGGGACGUACUUCUCCAUGUCAGCGGGGCCCUGGGCUUGCUGGCGCAGGAUAGCGCCAACCGCAGGACUAUUCGCAAGUCUGGUGCAAUUGUCCAUCUGGUGCAUCACCUGACGGGAACCAACGAAUGCCUUCUCACCAACGUGAGCCUGGCUCUGAGGAACCUGGCCACGGACCUGGCCUGCGUGCAGUCUAUUGACGAGCAGGAUGGUGUUCGCUGCCUGUGGUCGUUGCUCAAGUCGCCAAGCGCCAAUGUCAGAUCCGGUGCCUUGUUAGCCCUGUGCCCGUGCGUGGAGAGAUCUCGCGAGGCCGGCGGGAUGGUGCGCUCCUUCGUCGGCGGCCUGGGAAUCGUCACCAGUCUGCUGAAGUCGCCGAGUCUGCAGGUGCUGUCCAGUGUUUGUGCCCUGAUCACUCAUGUUGCAAUGGACGACGAGAACCUCUCAGUUAUCACUGAUCACAACAUUGUGACCAUGCUGUCCGGCCUAACCAAGACAAUGCGAUACGGCAAGUACGAGCAGUUCUAUCCGUUCGGAUCAACAGUAAGGGACCCGGAGACUGGCGCAGAGCUGAAGGUGACUGGUCUGCGCAAGCACCUGUCCGAUGCCAUCGCGAGCUGCUGCAACUGCACUGACAAUCGCGAGACGUUUGCAGAGUGCAAGAUUGGUAUCCCCCUGGUCUCCUACCUGACCUCACCGGACGAGUGUGUUCGCCAGGCAACCUGCUGCGCUCUCUACCAGUUGUCACGUGAUGCAACCAACUGCGUAACGUUACAGAAGACCGGUGUUGUCAGACCCUUGCUGAAACUCAUGGGGUCGCAGAACGAAGUGAUCCUGGAGAAUGCCGCUUGCUGCAUUCGCAACAUCCGCCUGCUGGCCCUGACAAGUGAGCAGCCGGAUAGAUGUUACCUUCAACCAAGAAAGAAGCGAUCUAGCCAGCAGUGAAGCUCGUAUGCACGUAGCCAAGGAGAGGGUACCGACGGAGAAGAAUGUCUUCUGGGAUUAAUGCUGCACUCAUACGUCACAUGUACAACUUGUACAUGCAUAUCAAUAAAUGAUAGGCUUAUCUUCAAUUUUAAAAUAGCAAUAAAGAAAACGCUAAUUUAAUUUUUUUUGUCUCCGCAUCGAUUAUUUGCUUAUCUUCAAUUCGUUUUAAUACUGCCAAUGCAGGCGUGGCUGGUGUAGUAUAGUAGACGGACUUCCCCAACGCAAAGUACGGCUGCCAACCCAUCUGGGUUACAGCAUCACACUACAAUCGUAUACUCUGGACUUGGCUGCGUGGGAAGACUGGAGCAUGACACCUUUCAGCAGUACUUUACUGAGCGCAAUGGAUGUAAGAAUGAACGAGUAUAUCUGUAUUGUUGUGACAUCAAUCAUCUAAGAAAUAAAUGAGCAGAGUAGACAUUGGCAUUCUCCUUCUGAACAUCACCUGAUCAUUGUACUACUGUAUCUGCAUACAACCGUGCAACCAUUUUCAUUGCAAGAAAAAGGGAACCCAACCGGCUGACCCCAUUGCAGCAGAGCAGAGUGAUCUCCAACAAUGCUAGAAUUCAUUCUGGUGGCCUUAUCAACGUUAUCAUAAGACAGUUCAUCCAACCACUUUACAUAGGAAGAAUCCACCCAUGCUAGGGAACAAGUGAGUCUUCAGAAGCAUUAUUCUCUGCUGUAUGCACAUCCACUUGUACCCAGAUGU